AUGCGUAAAAAACAGAAGCUCCUGCCGGGGCUGUCCGACUUUUUGGUGCUCGUGCUGGUCGCUCGCCUAGCGCUGGUCCUUGGGCAAACGAACUGCAACAACGGCCAGGGCCGCAUACUGUACGAGCGGCUGCCGAACCAACAGCUCCAGGGUUUCGACGAUGACGUCGUGCGCGAUUCGGCGCCCCCGUUUCGGGUGCUGGAAAAGUGUCAGGAUCUGUGCCUGCGGGACCGCACUGCGUCCAACAAUCUGGGACGGGCCUGCACGAGCUUCGACUUCCAGCCCGGCAGCCGGAUCGCAUCGUUCAGUGGGAGCGUCGAGUACGAGGAGUCCACCUGCUACCUGACCCGCGAGCAGGCCGCCCCGGAGGGCAUCGGCAACCUGAUGCUCGUCCCGAACAGUGUGCACUUCACUGAGGUGUGCAUCAGCUCCAGUAGACCGGACCGGGAGUGUCCCAGCAGGCGGUACGUGUUUGAACGUCACCCGCGCAAAAAACUGAAGCUUCCGGUGUCCGACAUCAAGGAAGUGACCGCGGCCAAUCGCUCCGACUGCGAGGACAAGUGUCUGAACGAGUUCUCGUUCGUGUGCCGAUCGGCCAACUUCGACUCGACCCUGCGCAGCUGCGCGAUGAGCCGGUUUACCCGGCGCACGCACCCCGAGCUGCUGGAGGACGAUCCGAACUCGGACUAUCUCGAGAACACCUGCCUCAACUCGGAGCGACGCUGCGACGGGCUGAUCGUGUACGUGAAGGAGGAAAACAAGCGCCUCGGCGGUCCGUUCGAGGUCGAGAUCUUCAACAACAUGACGCUGGAGGAAUGCCAGUCGCUGUGUCUGCGGGCGGAGAAGUACUUCUGCCGCUCGAUCGAGUUCGACGACCAGACGAAGCAGUGCAUCCUGUCGGAGGAGGACUCGGUGUCGCAGAAGGACGACCUCAGCAUUAGCUCGAGCCCCACGCACCACUUCUACGACCUCGUCUGCCUCGACAAUCCAGAGUGCUCCCCUGAACCCCCGAAAACAACGCUCAACGUCUCGUCAAACCGUUUGUCUAUUCCCUGCGACCCCGCCCUCUAACUCCCCACCGCGGCCCACGUGUUCCGUGACCCAUGUCCGCUGGGUGCAGAGCGUGGCUCGGAAUAUCCGGAAACGUCCGCCACGUCCCACCUGUUCGCGAGUGGCCGUCGGCCCGAUACCGCCUUCCAGCGGUACCGCAACUCGCGUCUGGGCGGCGAGUUUCACUCGGAAAUCACUGGCAGGUCGCUGAGCGAGUGCCUGGAUGAGUGCCUGCGGCAGACGAGCUUUCAGUGCCGCUCGGCCGUCUAUAGUGAUCGGUUCCGAACCUGCCGUCUCAGCCGCUACAACCAGCGGGACGGAAUGCGCAUCAUCUACGAUGCCGACUACGACUACUACGAGAAUCUGAUGCCGCACCUAGUCGGCGGCGACACGGACACCACCAAUGGGCGACCGGAUCCGACCGACUGGCGACCUCCGUACGGCGGAGGCAGUGGAGGAGCCGGAGGCGGUAAGUCCAAGUUGCACGGGCCAACCACCCUCAGCAACCAGCCGGUCUCAUGGCCCUUCCCGUUCGCAGAUCGUGAUCGUGAUCGCGACCGUGUGCCGGACGAUCGGUUACCACCGGGACGCUACCCGCCGGGCGAUCGGUACGGACCGAUGGGCCCACGGCCCGACUACGGAGGCGAACCGUUCCCCGGCGGCUACCCACCCACGGAUCGGUAUCCCGGGUCGACGGACCGCUAUCCGGUCGGUCCCGGAACCGAUCGCUAUCCGUCGGGGGGCGGCGGCGACUACGACACCCGCUACCCGCCGGUCUACGACAAUCGCUACCCGGGCGACCGGUACGGUCCCACGGAUCGCUAUCCGGACCGUGACCCCGAUCCGAUGUACCUCCCCGGGGGGCCCAUGCGUCCGUAUCCUCCCCACAUGCCCGACUCACGCUACCCCCCGAUGCCUCCCGAUUCACGGUACCCACCCGGACCGGACUCCCGGUAUCCCAUGGACCGCUAUCCUCCACCAAUCGACUCCCGCUACCCAAGCGAUUCUCGCUAUCCUCCGACGCAACCGGACGCCGGUCGGUAUCCUGCCGGUCCGGGUCCAGACUCCCGCUACCCAUCCCCUGGCGGUGACUCCCGCUAUCCCAGCCAGUCCGCUCGUCCCGAUUCUCGCUACCCAAUGAUGGCUCCACCGGCCACACGCUACCCCCCGCCCCAGUAUGUACCGCACAUGUACGGGUCCGGCAUGUAUCCGGUGGCACCGUCGAGAACACCACCGAACCGAGGCUACCCCCCCGACCCGUACCCACCGCCGGUCCGCCCCAUCGACAACAAUCGCUAUCCGGCGCCGGAAACACGCUACCCACUGGAACCGGCGGCCUCCCAGGGACGCUACCCGCCACCGUCAUCGCCCAACGUUUCUCCGUUCCACAAGUACAUGACUCGCCCGUCCGGUUACGAUCCCUACAUGCCGCCCGGUUACGCACCGGAACGAGGUUAUGUUGACGAUCGCUACGGAGGAUAUUACCCGCCGAGUGGCGGAGGGCGUCUGCCACCGCAGAUGCCCGCGUUCCCGGACCGUGACCGAGGCUACCGGCGGCCGGUCGUCGGAAUGGCACCGGACGGCGGGGGCUAUCCGUUCGAGAUCCCGUACGGCCCGUCGGGCACCGGCUACGACAACACGGUCGGCGGUGGCGAUGGUUUCGGCGGCUACGGACCACAGCGGCCGUACGAGACGCGCUGCGACAACACGGACACCUUCAAGCAGGUGGCGUCGAAGCGCAAGAUGCGCAAACAGUUCAUCCGGCGCACCAUCAACGCCCCGUCGCUCGGCAUCUGCCAGCAGGAGUGUGCCGGGGCGCGAGACUUUAUGUGCCGCAGCUUCAACUACCGCGACGGGGCCCCGUACGAGACCGAGGGCAACUGCGAGCUGAGCGAUCGGGACUCGCGCGAUCUGGACGUCCCGAGCACGCAGAUGUUCGAGAGCGACAGCUCCGACUACUACGAGCGGACUCCCGGUGGCCGCGGAGGAUCACACGACGAGUGUCUCGAUGUCGGCCAAGUUUGCAACGAAGACGGGAUGGAGUUCACCUUGCGCACACCGGAAGGCUUCAUCGGGCGAAUCUACGCGUACGGGUUCUACGAUCGGUGCUUCUUCCGUGGUAAUGGCGGCACGGUGAACGUGCUGCGGAUCAGCGGACCGCAGGGCUACCCGGAGUGUGGCACACAGCGGUAUGGUGACACGAUGACCAACAUCAUAGUGGUGCAGUUCUCCGACAACGUGCAGACGGGACGCGACAAGCGCUUCAACCUAACCUGCAUGUUCCGAGGACCCGGCGAAGCGGUCGUCACAUCCGGUUACAUCGGUGCAGGAUCCGGUAGCCCGAUCCCGAUCGAGUAUCUGCCGGCGGAAAACUCGAUGAGCAACAAGGUGCGGCUGAUGAUUCUGUAUCAGGGCCGCCCGACGACCACGAUUGCCGUCGGAGAUCCGCUCACGUUCCGGCUCGAGUCCCAGGACGGGUACAGCCACGCGACGGACAUCUUUGCCACGAACGUCGUCGCCCGGGAUCCGUACUCCGGACGCAGCGUACAGCUGAUCGAUAACUAUGGCUGUCCGGUGGACAGUUUGGUGUUCCCGGAGCUCGGACGAUCGCGGGAUAACGAUGCCCUAGAAGCACGCUUCAACGCGUUCAAGAUACCGGAAUCGAACUUCCUCGUCUUCGAGGCGACCGUCCGAACGUGUCGCGGCGGCUGUCAACCGGCUUACUGUCCCGGACCGAGUGGUCGUUCCGAGCCCUCGUUUGGUCGCCGGAAGCGCUCGCUGGAGAACGGAACGGAGUUCGGUGGACCAGCCGCCGAGCCACUGAUCGGUGGCGGAAGCUCCCAGGCUGCCGGCGACGGCACCAACGAGGACGGCGAAGUGCUCGUCGUGAACGGCACCGUGGUGAACGGAAGUGCUUCAACGGUGAGGGCCAACUCGGGUGAUGCGUCGGCCGAAGCCAACGUCGAGGCAUCCAGCGCGAGCGGCGAGAUGCCGGAGCAGGUGCGCGAAAUGAUUGAGACACGGUCCUACCAUCACGCGCAGGUGUUUCAGUCGCGCGAGGAGAUGCAGCAGGACACGGUCGCACGGAAGAUGGUGGCCCCGGUCGAGUCCGUCUGCCUGACGCACGCCGAGUAUUACGGACUGCUAAGUGCCGUCGUGCUGCUGAUAAUUCUUCUGAUCAGCAUCACGUUCGCGGCCGGCAUCGGGUAUCGUGGCUACUGGAAGGUGUUCCACAAGAACCGCACCCUCGACCGCCACUCGCCGGUCAACUCGUUCAGCCCGUCGGCCCUGCACAACGUGUCCGGCAGCCAGUUCGAGGCUUCCGGACGGGUGUCGACCUCCACCACGGGCCGCCGUCCGCACGUUCGUACGCCCGGUGUGUCGCUGUUUGGCAAUGGUCUCCAGAAAACGUUCGCUACCGGCAACCUAUCGAGGAUGUGCCAGAUUCCCGUGAUGAACCCACUGUCCAGAAAUGGGGCCACCAAAAGUGACUUCGACGACCCGAGUGAACCGAUCUACACCGACCCGUCGCUUUUUGAACGAUCACGAUCGCUGCGCUCUAUCGCCGUCGAUCAAACGGAAGAUGCCAACAAUGUCUGA
Messenger RNA from Anopheles cruzii, 4650 nucleotides. RefSeq lists its product as uncharacterized. The transcript is spliced from 14 exons. Lineage: Eukaryota; Metazoa; Arthropoda; Insecta; Diptera; Culicidae. The record is from RefSeq and is a predicted model, not a curated record.